UUCAUCCUAAUAAACGCUCGUGUGGUCGACUACCCAAUCGUGUACUGCAACGAUGGCUUUGUACAAAUGAGCGGCUUCUACAGGGUCGAAGUCAUGCAGAAGCCUGGUUCCGUGCCCUUCAUGUGCGGGGAACUGACCAAUAGGGAGGCCGUCAAGAGAAUGGAGCACGCGUUCGAAGUGCAGGAAAGUGAGCAACUUGAGAUUCUGCUCUAUAAGAAGAAUAAGACUCCACUAUGGCUGCUGUUGAAUAUCGCUCCAGUACGGAACGAGAAGGAAAUCAUCGUGCUUUUUGUCCUGACAUUCAAGGACAUCACUGCCUGGAAGCAGCCAAUAGAAGAUGAUGUUUCAAAAGGUUUCUCAUUUUUUAUUCAUCCUCUGCUCUGA
Messenger RNA from Helobdella robusta, 384 nucleotides. RefSeq lists its product as hypothetical. The record is from RefSeq and is a predicted model, not a curated record. Lineage: Eukaryota; Metazoa; Annelida; Clitellata; Rhynchobdellida; Glossiphoniidae. The annotation marks the transcript as partial. Gene Ontology annotation, biological process: potassium ion transport. The transcript has 2 exons. Gene Ontology annotation, cellular component: membrane; nucleus. Gene Ontology annotation, molecular function: voltage-gated potassium channel activity.